Salpingoeca rosetta is the source of this 1290-nucleotide messenger RNA. RefSeq lists its product as uncharacterized. Lineage: Eukaryota; Choanoflagellata; Craspedida; Salpingoecidae. The transcript is spliced from 6 exons. The record is from RefSeq and is a predicted model, not a curated record. The coding region runs from base 115 to 1290 and encodes 391 amino acids.
CCUGUCGCCCUUGGUGACAAGAAAGCCAGGUCGUCAGUCACAGGCGCACACCGAGCAGCGGACACCACCACCACCACCACCACCAAGACCAAAGUCGUACGCAGCCCAGGGGCCAUGUCCUCCUCUGGCGUGGAAGAGCCACUCCAGCUCCAAGUGGAGUACGACACACUCGUCAACAGCCUCACCGAGCUCCAAGGAAAGCACUCUGGGCAGUGUGUGAAACAUGAAGCCAUCCGGGCUGUGCUGGAGCGCGUCGGUUCUUGUGAAGGAAAGCAAGAGGAAGAGGCACUGCUGGGAGAAUGCCAGGCGCUUCGACAAGACCUCAUCACGGCGCAGGAGAGCUACAACAAUGCUGCCAAGGCCCUUAACACAGCGCUCGCGUACCGGACAUCCUUGAUCAUGGACAUUGAUUCUGUUGCUGCACAGGAGCGCGAGUGUGUCCAGGCCACGGCUCGUAUCAAGCAACAGUCAACGGGUGUGCAGUGCACACACGCGCGGAAGGAGGUUGCGGAGCUGAGGGCAGGGGAGGAGCGGCGACGGCAGCAGCUUGAGACGCGGGAUCAGGCGCUGCGGGCGAUGGCGGAGGAGGUAGAGCGGGUGCAGGGCCCGCACGCGGAGGCGACACAGCACCUGCGCAGCACGGAGGAGGCCAAGGCGAAGCUGGACAGGCAGCAGGCAGACAAGGAGGCGUUGCUUGAGCACCGGCUCGCCCUGGUCCAGAAGAAGCACGACAUGGUGUCUGGCCACCAGCAGCGGCUGGAGGAUGCGCUGGCGCGGCUGCGGCACGACAACGCGUUUGCGCGGGCGACUGCGCGGGAGGCGACGGAGAACGUGGCGCGGCUGCGGGCGGAACUGCGCGCCAUCAGCGCCGCCACCACCCGCGCCGCCACGGGAAGCGCUCGUGGGCGCGCGGACACGCACACGCGCGUCGAGGGAAGCAGUGGAUGCAAUAGACACAGCAACAGUAGUGGCGGCAACAAAGACAGCAACGGCAACUACGGCAACAGUUACGGCAGUGUAGAGGAGGAUGCUGGUGGCUCUUCUGGUCAGGGCACGAAGCGGGGCAGGCCAGCCGUGGCGGCGACAGCGAGCAGCGCGUUUGACGUUGAUGCAUCGUCGCUAUCGUUUGCGCUGGUGGACGAAGGGCGGGCGGAGAUGGCGCGGCGGCAGGCUGCGAUUGGCAAUCUGCACGCGGCGUUGCAUGCAAGCACGACCGCCAUCACCAAGAUCAAGGCGCAGCUGGACCGCGUCGUCGCCCGCACAGCAGGCGCAAUCGCAUCCGCCACUUGA